AUGUCUCAUUCUCGCAAAACUUCCAAGACGACCGAAUUGCCUGUGCGCCCAAAAGAGCCAGACAUGGACACCGCUUCGGAGCCUGCUGCGGCGACAGAGAACAAUGUCACUGAUGACAAACCCGCCGACAACAAGCCUAGAAAGGAGAAGAAGCCAAAAGGCGACAAGCCCAUUGGCAAAGCAGAAGCGAAGACUCCAACAGCCAAUGCUGGCAAGGCAGGAGGCGGUAAGAAGAAGAAGACCGACGGCGCUGCUUUGAUCGGAAUCGGCGUGGAAAAGGAUGUCGACUUCUCGGAAUGGUACCAGCAGGUCUUGCUCAAGGGUAACAUGCUCGACUACUACGACAUCUCCGGCUGCUACAUCCUCAAGCCCGCUUCACAGUUCGUCUGGGACGAGGUCCGCGCAUAUUUCGAUGCCAAGAUCAAGAAGAUGGGCGUAAAGAACUGCUCGUUUCCUCUGUUCGUCUCGGAAGAUGUCCUCAACCGGGAGAAGGCUCAUAUCGAAGGGUUCGCGGCCGAGGUAGCCUGGGUCACCCACGGAGGCAGCACCAAACUCGAGAAGAAGAUCGCCAUCCGCCCAACCUCAGAAACAGUCAUGUACCCUACUAUGCCAAAUGGAUUCAGAGCUACCGUGACCUUCCUCUCAAACUCAACCAAAGCCGAAGCUGGCAAGGAAGUCCUCGAGAUCCUCGAUGAAUACGCCAAUGUCUACGAGAAGCUCCUCGCCGUCCCAGUCAUCAAAGGCCGCAAGACCGACAAAGAGCGUUUCGCUGGCGGCUACUACACCACUACCGUCGAGGGCUACAUCCCAACCACAGGCCGCGGCAUCCAAGGAGGCACAUCCCACUGUCUAGGCCAGAACUUUAGCAAGAUGUUCGGCAUCACCGUCCAAGACCCCAGCGCCAAAACCGACGAAGAGAAGAAAUCCGCAGAAAAGCUCUUUGUCUGGCAAAACUCAUGGGGUCUCUCCACCCGCGUCAUCGGCGUCAUGGUCAUGAUCCACGGCGACGACCGCGGUCUCGUCCUGCCACCCCGCGUCUCCGAGUACCAAGUCGUCAUCGUCCCUGUUGGCAUCACCGCCAAGACCACCGACGAAGAACGCGAGGCUCUCUACAAGGAAAUCAACGCCCUCGUCGAAGUUCUCCGUGCUGUCGACGUCCGCGUCCAAGCCGAUAUGCGCGACGGCUACUCCCCAGGCUACAAGUUCAACGACUGGGAACUCCAGGGCGUGCCACUCCAACUCAAGUUCGGUCCCGGCGAGUCAAAGGGCCACUUCGUCUCGACCUCCCGCCGCGACCUUCCCAAGGGCGAAGCCGAAGGCCAGAUCGCCAUCUCCGAACUCAACACCGCUGUCCCUGCCCUACUCGAACAGAUCCAAAAAGACCUCUACAACCGGGCCGACGAGAAAUUCAAGAGCCACGUCAAGAAGUUGACCAAUUGGGACGAAUUCGUUCCCGCCCUGAACGACAAGAAUGUGUGUUUGAUCCCGCACUGUCUAACGGAAGAGUGUGAAGACCAGAUCAAGAAGUUGAGUGCGCGGAAAGCGGAGGAGCAGAGUGGUGUGCCGCAAGACGAGAGAGCCCCGAGUAUGGGUGCCAAGAGUCUGUGUAUUCCGUUUGAGCAGCCGGAGGGGAUUGAGAAGGGGGUCACGGAGUGUGCAAAUCCGGAGUGCAAGAAUAAGGCGGAGGCGUGGUGUUUGUUUGGGCGGUCAUACUAG
Messenger RNA from Cyphellophora attinorum, 1716 nucleotides. Its product is annotated as putative proline--tRNA ligase C19C7.06. The record is from RefSeq and is a predicted model, not a curated record. Gene Ontology annotation, molecular function: ATP binding; proline-tRNA ligase activity. The transcript has 2 exons. Bases 1 to 1716 code for a protein of 571 amino acids. NCBI's taxonomy places the organism in Eukaryota, Fungi, Ascomycota, Eurotiomycetes, Chaetothyriales, Cyphellophoraceae. Gene Ontology annotation, biological process: prolyl-tRNA aminoacylation. Gene Ontology annotation, cellular component: cytoplasm; aminoacyl-tRNA synthetase multienzyme complex.